UCACACUUUGACUCAAAGUAGCAGUUUGACACUUCCCACCCAAGACAAAUAUAAAAAUGGUGAAAAGAAAAGGAAAUCCACAAAGAGCUUCUGAAGAGAAACAAAGAUGUUUGACUUGGAACAUGGACACACUUGGUGCAAGAGAUCAGGGAGGGUCCAUGUCUAUUAUAAAUGAUGAUGACCCAUGUCUCUUACAUGAAGUUCAACAAUCGGGUACUAACUCCUCAAAAGAAAAACAGAGAAAGGAGCCUGAUCAACACAUUUAUCACUUUUCACAGGAAUUGAUGCAUGACAUGUUUAAUUUAAUUUUGAAGGAAUGUAUAAUGUAUGUGCCAGUUUUAAGCUGCAGGAAACCUGAGCAUGAUGGAGGGAAGUAUUUUGAAAUUGGGACAUUUAAAAUAAAAAUUACAAAUGAGAGUUUCACUCCACCUGUACCAUCCCAGUUACCUGAGUGCAGAGAGUAUUGGCUGUAUGUCCACAAAAGCCAUGGACAGGAUUUGGAAAAUAGGGUUCAUAAUAUGCUGUAUUUUGAAACUUGUGAAGCAGAUGAAAAUGAACCAAAGGAGAAAUUUCAAAGAUUAUUCUGGUGUGCUGAAUUGGAUCUACCUUUACAGGUGUUAAAAUCUUUAAGCGAGUGUAAGUUUCUCCAGUGUGUUGGCCAUUAUGACAAUAUAGAAGCCGUCUUACAUGUGACUGUGUUUGGGUCAGAGAGGUUGAUAAGCAGACCAGCAUUUGCCAGUGAACCAGUCAAGUCCAAAGUAACUAGCACAGUUCUAAAGAAUGUCAUUGGAUAUUUCUUCUCCUUGAAACCACCAGACUUCUCCCAUCUUCCAUGUGUUAGGAACCAUGACAUAGAACAUCUGUAUGCUGUGGUGAAACAGAGGCAUGAUGACACAGAGUUAAAGAUCAGUGUGGACGUACAACAUGAUUGGCUGAGACCUGUGCUCAGACCGUACCAGGUCAGAGGGGUCAAGUGGAUGUUACAGAAGGAACGUUAUGGUUGUCUGGAAGAGAACAAAAAUGAAGAUAAAUUCUCCCUCCAUCCCCUUUACCAUGUGAUAGAAACAAAAGACAAACAGACGCUAUACUAUAAUAUGCUUGGCGGAAGCCUUCUGAGAAAUCGACCAGUGUCUAUAACAGCACCCCCUGGAGGGCUUUUAGCAGAUGAAAUGGGUUUGGGGAAAACUGUGGAAGUACUAGCAUGUAUCAUCCUCCACCCACGAAAGAAUGUGGAUCCACCCCAAAGAAUUACUACAUUGUCAGAAUAUCAAAAAAGUGAGAGGUUUGAAAGUUCAGAUGUUGAAUUCACUUUGGAGGGUGUGAGGAAGGUGGAAGAAGAAUUACUGGACAGUGAUAGAGGUCAUGAUAAAGGUCAUGAUAAUGGUUGUGAUAAUGGUCAACUUAAUUCUUUAGACCAUUCAAGUACAAGUCAAAGUUUAGACAAAAAAGAUGAUGUUCUGGAUGCUGAUGUAGGAGACCUCUGUAAUUCAGAGCUAUCAGAUACAACCCAAGAUGUGGGCACAUAUUUAGGAAAACUUGGUGAUUUGCCUACCCAACCACUCAACAGUGAAUCCCAUUCCAUGGACAAAGAAAUAAAUAGUCCAGGGGUGAGUGGAUCUGUGGACAAACAAACUGCUAACAAUAGUGGGUCCAUGGGUACACAGAUAACUAAGAACAGUGGAUCUAUAGAUACACAAAUAACUAACAACAGUGGAUCUAUAGAAACACAAAUAUCUAACAACACAGACAGUUCUGAGAAAAUCCCUGUAUCAAGUGAAUCCAGCCAUAACAAUGACCUCCUCCACUCAAACAAUUCUGUUCCGCAAACUGCCAUAGAAUCAGAUUGCUCCAAUAGAGAUGAAAGUGGGGGUUUUAAAAAAGAUCAUUGUAUGGAUGUAGAGGUACAUAUGGAUGUAGAUCUUGUGAAUAGUGUAGACUCAGGUUUAAAGGGAAGUGGAGAUGUGGAAAAGUGUGCAGAUGAUACUGAUAUUGUGAAAAUUUUACCUGGAGAUGAAUUAGGACAUCUUGAAGAAGUAAGGAUACAUGAUCAUCCUUACAUGGAAAAUUCUCAAUCUCUCAAUAACAGUAAAGAACAAGUCCCUCUGCAAACUCAACAAAAUCCACAACUGAAAUCAACAACAAAAUCAAAAAGGUCCAAAUCAAAGAGACAAAGUAAAGGCAGGGAGAAACCUCCAAAAGAGAAGACUCCAGUCAGACAGAAAAGUAUGAACAGGUUUGUAGAACUGGUUCCUGAGGACCAGUUCCGCAGUAAGAACAUUUUCGACCACACAGAGUCUUUGGCUCCUAGAAACUUCUUUGAGUGUAUCUGUGGUACAGCCAAUGACUCAAGGAAGGUCAAUAGGUCGCGAACCCAGCUACACAGGGUUCAGUGUGUGACUUGUGGUCUAUAUCAGCAUGCAGAGUGUGUGGGUUAUGACCUUCAGGAUCCAUUUAGGGGGCAGUACAGAUGUCCUCACUGCCUUGUCUUAGCAGAGCCAAUUAAAUCAGGAGCCACCUUAAUAAUCUCCCCAGCAGCAAUAAGUCAUCAGUGGACAGAGGAGAUCCAGAAACACAUCAAAAGAGAAUCCCUCAAAGUCUUUGUAUACAAUGGUGUUAACAAGCAGAGGUUUAUCCAACCGAUGAUGUUAGCAAGACAGGAUAUUGUAAUCACGUCAUACGAAACCCUCCGCAGUGAGAUCAACUAUGUAGACCUACCUCACAGUAAUAGUGAGAAUGGAAGAAAGUUCCGACAUCCCAAACGCUUCAUGGCCACACCUAGUCCUAUCACUGCUGUAGAGUGGUGGAGGAUAUGUCUGGAUGAAGCUCAGAUGGUGGAGUGUACUACAACCAAGACAGCUGAAAUGGCUCUGCGACUGAGUGCUGUAAAUAGGUGGUGUGUAACAGGCACGCCAAUACAGAAAAGUAUUGAAGAUCUUUAUGGCCUGCUGUUGUUCUUAGGGGUGGAUCCAUACUGGGUCAAGCAGUGGUGGACCAAACUACUGUAUGAACCUUUCUGUUAUGGGAAGAAGGAAGCCAUGAUUGAUCUGGUCUCCAAGGUGAUGUGGAGGACGGCGAAACAUGACGUCCUUAAUCAGAUCAACAUUCCUAAGCAGACGGAGCAUGUUCAUUGGCUGACAUUUUCUCCUGUGGAGGACCAUUUCUACAGACGACAAUAUACCAUCAGCAUCCGCGACUCCAUGAAGAAGCUAGAUAAGUGGAGAGACCCCACUGUAAAGCUUAGUAGCCUGGAUAGAGCCACUGCUAAUCAGUUGCUGGGUCCCCUGCUCAGACUUCGUCAGGCUUGUUGUCAUCCUCAGGCAGUUAAAGGAGAAUUCCUGCCUCUCCAUCUCAGACGAAGUGCAAUGACGAUGGAGGAAUUGUUAGAGUCCCUCACCAAGAAGACGAGGACAGAGUGCGAGGAGAGUCAUCGAUUGUUGAUUGCAGCUUUUAAUGGUCUGGCUGGUUGGUACAUCAUUAAUGAACAGUUUGUUGAUGCUGUUGAGAUGUAUAGGGAGGUCCUGAGGUCAGUUGUGGAACACAAAGAUCGUUUCCGUACCGACGACCUCCAACAACUUCAUGCCAUGUACAACCUUGAUGAGAUGUUGCAGUCCAAACCUGAAGGGGUCCAGCCAACACUCAGAGAUGGACAGCUCAAAGAACAGAUGGAGGAACUAAAAGUGAAAUACUUGACAAAGUCCAGAACUGUAGUCCACUCUGUAAAUGACCAGCUGGCCCCAGUUACACAGAGUCUUCAGGACCUGCAGAGGGAGUUCAUGGAGGGUCAGGAAUGGUGGCUAGAGGUGAUCCAGUUAGCAGCUCAGAGAGACAUUGAUGACAGAUUGAUUGACCAUGUGAAAAAUGACCUUAGUAACCAACAGACUAGUGUACUGUCAAUCUCGAUGGCAGGGGCAUUUCACAAUGUAUAUGGACUGGAGCUGGUGAUGCAGCAGAGAAUGAUGGCCCUGGAAUCAGCCUAUGAGAAACUAAAGCAGGCCCUGAACAAGGUCACAGGAGAACCCUCACAGGAUCUCAUCAACGAGACAGUGGAGUGUUGUCUUAGGCCUGUAGAGGGCGUUAAAAGCAGUUGUUCCUUCUGUAAAAUCCACCUCCUGUUCGAAGAUUAUGAAGCCAAACUGUUUUCAUUUCAAGAGAGAGCCUUUGCCUUGGCUGAGGACACCACGGAAGUCUCGUCGGGAUCUCGUCGUCAGGGUACCUGGGCAGACAGUGAGAUGGAGAAAGCACUCAAGAGUGUACUCAGCUUUGCCAGGAGUCAUGCAAUGGACAGGGAUCUUGUUCAUUAUGGACAGACACACAUUGAAAUCAUGGACAAACUAAAAAAGGAAUUCAAAUUACUGCGAGUGUUGUGGAUUGAGUGUAAGGCUCAUGUUUCCUCCUUUGAUGAACUGAGUAUGGCUACAACCAGACUGAGACUGAGAUUACCAGACGAACCAAAACCAGACAACAACCAGCUCAACAUUCUAGAACCCUCUGAGCUGGAUCAACACAAAUUAAAGCUGUUGUCAGAGAAGACAAUCAGUGAGAAUGAACUCAGAAAAAAAUUAGGACAACUCCUGUAUCUACAGAACCUGGCCAAGGCACAGCUCAGCAAUGAGAUGGGAGAAAAUCCUGACCUUUGCCCUAUUUGUCAAAAAGAGCUCGGGAAAGAGUGGUGUGUUUUACAUUGUGGUCACUGUUACUGCUUAGACUGUAUUAGAGUUUUGUGCGAACAGUACAGUUUUGGGGGGCGUAACCGUCUAGUUAAAUGUGCAGUCUGCCGGGAGAAAACAUACCACAGUGAUAUCUCUUACGUCAGCACCGUCAAAUCAGAUGAGGAUAAAGAUGUAGAGACAAGGGUACAGGGAAGUCACUCCACCAAGAUUGUUGGGAUUAUUAGAUGUCUGAAGCAGAUAAAGAGAGAAGACCCUGGUGCUAAAGUUCUUCUGUUUUCCUCUUGGACAGACAUUUUGAACAUCCUGGUACAAGCAUUGGAGGAAAAUGAAAUAACCUUUAAAACAUUGUUUUCUGGUAGUAAAUUUCAGAAAAAUUUGGCUGCCUUCAAGUCAGAUGAGAACAUAACAGUGUUGCUUCUUCCCAUUCAUUCUGGUGCAAACGGACUGAAUCUGAUAGAGGCUACGUACGUUCUACUGGUGGAACCGGUGCUGAAUCCGGCGCAGGAGCUGCAGGCAAUCGGACGAGUACACAGAAUCGGGCAGACCAGACCAACUGAAGUCCACAGAUUUGUGAUCCGAGGGACGAUAGAGGAGAAAAUGUACAAAAUGUUAAAAUCAGCAGAGGCCACCGCCUCCAGUCAUGAUACGGAGGAAAACUGUCUCACUGUGGGGGAUCUAACUUCUCUCCUGAAAGAGGAGCGGGAGGAGGAUCCAGGAGAAAAUUCUCAGACUAUAUGAUACCAUAUAAGUGGAAUUUUUAGCAAAAUGCAUAUUUAGCGACUUAUUUCAAUAAAUCGGUAUAUAUUUUUAGUGAAAAAUAAUUUUUAGUGAUUUUAUAAUGUAAAGAAAGACAUCUAUAACAACCAAUACGGAAUAAAUUGUUAGCGAUGUUCCAUUUUGACGAUCUCAAACCCUCACUAAUAAUGCCAAAAUUGGAUCCUCACUAAAAAUUCUGCUUAUACUGUAUGUCAGAUUAUUGUAAUAUAUCUCUCUUCUCUUUGUAAAGUAACAACAGUGAUUAGGAAUUUUCAGUAUAAAGUAUCUUACUUUUACAUGAGCCAGCUAUCAUCUAGAACAAGAACAAAAACAAUAUGAGAUUGUUGUAGUUAAAGAAAAUCAUCAAGUAGAUGAGGUGACAUGAGAUUAAAGCUAACAUGUGCAUGU
This is a messenger RNA of Saccostrea echinata, 5834 nucleotides long. RefSeq names its product E3 ubiquitin-protein ligase SHPRH-like. Gene Ontology annotation, molecular function: ubiquitin protein ligase activity; ATP-dependent chromatin remodeler activity; ATP binding. Bases 57 to 5408 code for a protein of 1783 amino acids. Lineage: Eukaryota; Metazoa; Mollusca; Bivalvia; Ostreida; Ostreidae. The transcript is spliced from 31 exons. Gene Ontology annotation, biological process: DNA damage response; protein polyubiquitination. The record is from RefSeq and is a predicted model, not a curated record. Gene Ontology annotation, cellular component: nucleus.